Messenger RNA from Haplochromis burtoni (Burton's mouthbrooder), 1091 nucleotides. It is a transcript of the gene kiss1rb, whose product is annotated as KISS1 receptor b. The record is from RefSeq and is a predicted model, not a curated record. Gene Ontology annotation, biological process: neuropeptide signaling pathway. Gene Ontology annotation, molecular function: G protein-coupled peptide receptor activity. Lineage: Eukaryota; Metazoa; Chordata; Actinopteri; Cichliformes; Cichlidae. Gene Ontology annotation, cellular component: membrane.
CUCUGCUUUUAUAUUGAGAAUUAUACACUGAUAUGUUUAUAUUUAUUGCAGAAAUAUCAUUGGCUUUGAUGCGUGAAGAUGACGGUGGAAUCAGACUCUGAUCACGGUCCAGAGUGUUUGUCUGUAUGCAACAAGUCUGCAACUCUGACAGGCCAAGGGCCACCGGUGUUGGUUGCCUGUCUGGUCCUCACUUUCUUUGGCUUCAUCAUGCUGGUCGGUCUAGUUGGGAACUCUUUAGUGAUCCAUGAUCACCAGAAGAUGAAGACUGUUGCCAAUUUCUUUAUAGUCUCUUUGGCAACCACAGAUUUAAAAAUGUUUUGUUGCACAGUGAUAGUAACAGACAUACCUUGUGUUCCUGGUUUUCAGGUGACUGCACAGGCGACAUGUGUCACUCUGUCAGCAAUGAGUGUCGACUGCUGCUACGUGACUUUGUACCCUCUGCAAUCUCUGAGACAUCGGACGCCUCGGAGGGCUCUGGCCAUCUCCCUGUCUAUCUGAAUAGGCUCCUUGAUUCUGUCCAUCCCUGUGCUGGAGGUGGGAUACUGCUUGUUCGGUCCUCAGACAUACUGCAAUGAUGUUUUUCCCUCUGCCCAUCUCCAGAGAGCUUUCACCAUCUACAGCUUUCUAGCUGUCUACCUCUUACCCCUGCUUACCAUCACUGUGUGUUAUGCCAUCAUGCUCAAGCGGAUGGGCCAGCCCAGCAUGAAUCCCAUUGGCAGUGGCUACCAAUUUUUCCUUCCAAUAGUCCAACAUUAUUGUAGGUUCUUUACAAUAUUAAGCACCUUGAGCUGACUGGUGUUGUGAUUUGAAUUGAAAAACUUGAAAAUCGAGUGCGCCUUAAUUUUGCAUUCACAGCUGAAGAUUUGGGGUCACUGCAUGUCUUGCUCCAACUCUUCUGUAAACCCGUUUGUGUAUGCUUUCACGGGCAACAACUUUAGAAAGGCUUUCAAGCAUGCCUUCCCUGCCAUUUUGCUGUGGCGCUCAAGAGGGAGAGUCAGAGUGGGAAACACAGACGCAGAGGCACCCAAAGGAGAAGCAGAGAUGCACUUUCUUUCAUCUGGCCCCUAAAGGCCAUGCUGAGCAUUUGGACA